Molecule: messenger RNA, 1149 nt
Organism: Kwoniella botswanensis
Lineage: Eukaryota; Fungi; Basidiomycota; Tremellomycetes; Tremellales; Cryptococcaceae
Exons: 4
Coding region: 1-1149 (382 amino acids)
Cellular component (GO): nucleus
Source: RefSeq, a predicted model, not a curated record
AUGAACGGCGGUGUAGGUCUGCCAACUGCUAGAGGGAGUGGGACCAACGGUUAUGUCUCUAGGAACACCGCUCAUCUCAAGAUCAGAGACGGUCCACUUUCAGGACCGUAUGGAGGAAGUAGGUAUGGGGAUUACGAUGAACCCAAGGGACCACCCGUACAUCGGGCGCCGGAUCAGGGGAUAUUGGAGCACGAGAGGAAGAGGAGGAUAGAGGUGAAAGUGAUGGAAUUGAGGGAUGAGCUGGAAGAGAAAGGUCUCGACGAAGAUGCAAUUGACGAAGCGUGUGAAGCACUUCGAUCGAAACUCUCUUCCGCCAACUUACCUGGACCUCGAAGUCGUCCUACCGACUCGCAUUCGAUCGCUGCCGCAAAGGAAGCCGAGAUGUCCCGCAUGCAGCGUGCACUGGGUGUAUCAAUCAAUCACGUAGAAGGCAAGGCGUUCCAGCGGGAGACUGAAGAAGAAAGGGCAGCUAGAUUAGCAGAGAGGGAAGAGAGGGAGAGGGCUAGGGUGGAAGCUGCUUUGCAGAGGGAUAGGGAGGCUGAGAAGAGGAAGAAAGAAUGGGAGGAGAAAGAGAGAUUGAGACGAAGGGAGGAAUAUAAGAGACAACAAGAAGCGUUGAAACCGAGAUCAAGGAAUGACUCAUCACCCAGGAGAAGGACAGACGAUUCACCGCCACCUAGGCGAGGAAGGGACAAUUCCCCUCCCAGACGAAGAUACAGAUCACCAUCCGACUCUCGCUCGCCUCCUCCUGCUCGUAGAAGACAAUCCCCGUCCGAUUCCCGAUCUCCCCCUCCCCGACGUCCUCGUUCUCCCUCUGAUUCUCGCUCUCCUCCCCCUCGCCGAAGGGCAUCACCGUCUCCACCUCCUCGAGCUGCUCGACGCUAUAGCUCUUCUCCUCCCCGUGGUAGGCCCUCAGAGUCAAGGUCCCGCUCACCACCACCCAGAAGAGCUAGAUCGCCCGACUCGAGAUCUGUCUCACCACCACCCAGACGCAGAAGGUAUUCAUCGGAUUCAAGGUCGCCCCCGCCCAAGAGGGCGAGAGCUGAUUCAGAGAAUAGCAGGAGCAGAAGCAGGAGUGUGACGCCCAGGAGUGUGAGGAGUCUUACUCCUGAACCUAGUAAGAAGAGGGUUGAAGAGUAUAGUCCGUGA